CACCAAGUAGAUACAACUGCGGAGUCCUUUUCUGACGCUACCGAAGAGCUCGAGCUUUCCGCUGACGAUGUUCCCAUUGCUCGGGGAGAAGCCUCUGCACCGAUCUUUCGCCGUCAAUCUGGGUCUUUCGGGAGUGGAGGUAGUUCUUGGUUUCAGCCUCAAUUAAAGUCCCG
This is a messenger RNA of Amoebophrya sp. A25, 173 nucleotides long. The record is from the annotation of a GenBank genome assembly. NCBI's taxonomy places the organism in Eukaryota, Dinophyceae, Syndiniales, Amoebophryaceae.